This is a messenger RNA of Toxotes jaculatrix (banded archerfish), 1892 nucleotides long. It is a transcript of the gene fam151a, whose product is annotated as family with sequence similarity 151 member A. The record is from RefSeq and is a predicted model, not a curated record. Lineage: Eukaryota; Metazoa; Chordata; Actinopteri; Toxotidae. The transcript has 13 exons.
AUGGGAGAAGAAGAGAACAGUCAGAGAGAGGACGGGUUCAGCAGAGGCCCAGAGGAAAGUCAAAACAGGAUGAGCCCGCAGUCUAAUCGUCAAGGUUCAGGACCAAAGAAACCACAAGACCUUUAUCUGGGCUGUCUAACAAAACAACACCUGAUAAUGAUAUCUGUGGCUGUUGGGCUUGCCAUCCUGCUGAUCAUCAUUACUGUCACAGCGGUGGUGCUCACCAACAAGUCAGGUUCCUCAGCUCCUCUUCCCUCCUUUUCCACUGGUGGAGACAUGCUGGACUUCCUGGUUCAGUCCGGUGAGAUCAGCAAACCUGACGGUCUGUUGGCUACCUGGUUCCACAGAGCCAACAGCAAGGAGGAAAUGAACAAAGCGUUAGCAGGUGAUGUCAUGAUCCUGGAGGCUGAUGUCACUCUGGAGGGUUAUGGAACAGCCAAUGAAAAGCCAGUCCCCAUCAUGGCCCACCCUCCAGACAUCUACAGCGACAACACUCUGGACCAAUGGCUGGAUGCAGUGCUGGCAUCAAGAAAAGGUUCAGGAUUUAGACAGAACACACAGAGUGCAGCAGAGUAGAACCACUCAUUGGGCAUGAAGCUGGAUUUUAAGUCUCUGAGAUCAGUGGGUUUGUCAUUAGACCUGCUUAAUCAAAAGAACAGCAGCCGAAAAAUGAACAGGCCUGUGUGGCUUAAUGCAGACAUCCUCCAAGGUCCCAAUGUACCAAGCUUUGUGCCUCCAGUCAAUGGAACCAUAUUCCUGCAGUUGAUUCAGGAGAAGUUUUCGGAUGUGACUUUGUCUCCUGGAUGGAAGGUAGCCUACGCUCCUCCACUUUUCACUGAAACCUACACCAGGUCCAUGAUGGAAGACAUGUAUGAUAUGGUCAAAGACGUCCCUCAAAAGGUGACGUUCCCAGUCCAUGCCCUGUUGGUUCGCAGGGGCUGGCAGCACCUCAGCUGGCUCCUCAGCCAAUCGCCACGGUUCAGUCUGACCUUGUGGCAAGGUUCAAUUCAUCCGAGCAUCAGUGAUCUGCUCUUCGUCCGCGACAACAGCCACCCCGCCAGAGUCUACUACGAUAUAUAUGAACCAACACUGUCUGCAUUCAAACAAGCUGCAAGACAGCAGGGCCGUCUCAGGAGAUUCUAUCCUGGAGGAGACCUGAUGGACUUCCUGUGUCCAGCUCUUCGCUCAGACUCCAGCUUCCUCUCCACAGUCACACGGUGCGACAGCCUGGCUGUGCGCUGGUUUACAGUUACUGAGCAGACGUCCCUGUUGGCUCAGCUCUCAGGUGCUGCUGCUGGUGGUAUGUUGGUGGUUCAGGUGGCUUCUGACAGCAACCGAAAAGGAGUCCCUCUGGUGGAAGGUUCUGGAACAGGCUCAGGGCCCCUCACACUGGAGGACAUCCUGGAGAUGCUUGGACAGAGCACUGAUGCACCCUGGGGUGUUUACCUCCAAGUCCACACUCAGCAGCUUCUGGAGGCUUCUCUCACUCUGCUGCAGUCAGCCUACAGCAGAGAGAGGCUCUACAGGCCUGUCUGGAUCAGCAUGGACGGUUUACAGAGCAGUGACAAAGUAAAAGAGUACAUAUCCACAGUGGAGAGGCUGUUCCCAUACAUCACCCUAGUCCUGACGGAGCAGAACUGGCCUCCUCAGAUCUCAGGGACAGUGACUGGCUUGUCUCAGAGGGUGGCUCUGCAUCUGAACACGGCAUCAUUGCCAAAAGGAAAGGAGGAGCUUCGGUCUCUAAUGGGAAUGAUGGACAGAUACGACCUCAUUGUGGAAGAGGACACAGAGAGCAAUGCCGAAGCUUUCAUGGUCUUGAGAGGACUUAUGACUCAGCGUACAGGGAGGGCAAGCACAAACCUGUAUGUGAUAUCUGGCCGGUCCUAACUGAG